Messenger RNA from Saccharomyces paradoxus, 1236 nucleotides. RefSeq names its product Sip2p (gene SIP2). The transcript has a single exon. Gene Ontology annotation, biological process: signal transduction. The record is from RefSeq and is a predicted model, not a curated record. Bases 1 to 1236 code for a protein of 411 amino acids. NCBI's taxonomy places the organism in Eukaryota, Fungi, Ascomycota, Saccharomycetes, Saccharomycetales, Saccharomycetaceae. Gene Ontology annotation, cellular component: nucleotide-activated protein kinase complex; nucleus; cytoplasm. Gene Ontology annotation, molecular function: protein kinase binding.
AUGGGCACUACGACAAGUCAUCCAGCCCAAAAAAAGCAAGCAACAAGAAAGUGUCGUACACCUAUUAUGAAUGGGGCUAGUGAAAAACCUAGUAAAGCUCAAGGCUUGGAGCCGCAAGAAAUGGAUGCUGUGAGCAAGAAAGUUACUGAAAUGAGUUUAAAUGACUGUUCAGGCUCCAACAACGCACUGCAGUCUUCGAGGGAGGGAUCUAUUACAAAGAAAAAAUCCACAUUGUUGUUACGUGAUGAGGACGAGCCCACUAUGCCAAAGUUAUCUGUCAUGGAAACUGCUGUAGACACUGAAUCUGGGUCUUCCUCUACUAGCGAUGAUGAAGAGGGAGACAUUAUUGCCCAGACGACAGAGCCCAAGCAAGAUGCCAGUCUAAAUGAUGACCGCUCACCCCCUUCUUCGCCCACACAGCAAAUACGCAGCAAAGAAAAUUCGGAAGAUCCAAGUGAAAUCAAGAGCACAUUGAUGGUACCUGUGGAGAUUAAGUGGCAGCAAGGCGGUUCAAAAGUUUACGUGACAGGCUCAUUCACCAAAUGGAGGAAGAUGAUCGGUUUAAUACCAGAUUCUAACAAGAAUGGGUCGUUUCAUGUUAAACUAAGGCUGCUUCCAGGCACACAUAGAUUCAGAUUUAUAGUGGACAAUGAGCUUAGAGUUAGUGAUUUCUUGCCUACAGCAACGGAUCAGAUGGGAAACUUCGUCAAUUACAUAGAAGUCAGGCAGCCAGAAAAGAAACCAACUGACGGAAAGAAAAAGUCCAAAAAAGCAUAUUCUAUGCAACCUCCCACCAGCGAUCGAUCCUCGAUUGCCCUACAAAUUGGUAAGGAUCCGGACGAUUUUGGUGACGGUUAUACAAGGUUUCAUGAAGAUCUUUCCCCCAAACCUCCAUUAGAAUAUACAACAGACAUUCCCGCUGUGUUCACUGACCCAUCUGUAAUGGAGCGUUACUAUUAUACUUUGGACCGUGAGCAAAGUCACAAUGAUACGUCAUGGUUAACACCGCCCCAAUUGCCUCCUCAGUUGGAAAAUGUUAUCUUGAAUAAGUACUAUGCCACACAAGACCAAUUCAACGAAAACAACUCAGGCGCCCUUCCCAUUCCGAAUCAUGUAGUGCUUAAUCACCUGGUUACUAGUAGCAUUAAACAUAACACCCUUUGUGUAGCCUCCAUUGUUCGAUACAAACAGAAGUAUGUCACGCAGAUUCUUUAUACACCCAUAGAGUCCUCUUAA